GUGAUGAAUAACGUUGGUUGGCAAAUUGAAUGGUUCCAUAAAAAGUAAAAGCAGUUUGGAAAAAUCGGUGAAUCGUCUUUUCAUGGAAGCGCGAGUUAAUGACUGCGCUAACGAGCUGUUGAUAGACAUAGCAAGCUAAUGACGAUGAACGGAACUUAGAAACAUCAUAAGAGUUAUUGUAUUCUGACUAGCCAAGAUUGUUUUCGGAUUCUUGUGAAAAGGAGUUUCCCCCUUUGGGAAAACGCACUCCCUUCGGUGUUCUGAAGGAAGUUCUUCAUGAUUAUGAAUGGACGUACGUGCAUGUACAUCAGGAUAUACAUUACGUCUGACGUGGUUCUACAUUAUUUAUUCAGUUCUACGUUACUUGUCGAGUUAUCAUUCAGUUGCUGGUAUUUCUAAAGAGAAAAAUUCAAUUUAAUCUUCGUUGGACGUUCAGUACUAAACUGACUUGAUACUGAAUGCUCUUAUAUGCAUAGCUAUCAUAUGUGCACGCUCGAAGAAUGUAAAUAAUCUACUCGUGAUAGCAUUUAUUUCCAGCGGGAACAAUCCUAAAAUAUAUUUCUGAUCUUGCCUUGAAUGAUAUCAAAGUUUAGUACUUUAGUGCCUCAUAUAUAAAUAAGGAAUGCAUUGUUUAGAUCUGUUAUCUAUUGCUAUCGUUCAUGAUAACGUUUAUCUCUGACCUAUGUUCCCGAUAUUAUCUUCCAAUCUAGCUAACAUAAUAAAUAAUACCAAAUUAUUCAGUGUUUUCAAAGUCUUGCAUAGUUCAAAAAUUUGUUUUAGUCCUAUUAAAACUAAAAUCCAUUCAAUUUCCAAACAAAUUCAAUUUUCGUAAUUUCAAAAAAUGUAGUCGAAGUACAUGUGCGUGUCCGUGUGCAUGUGUGUAUAUAGUUUCCUAAACCGCGACUGUUAUUAGCUUAUCUCGCUAAAAAUUUUAGAAACGAAAACUAUUGUAACAAAGAUUUAAAAGAAAAAAAGAAAGAAAGAGAAAGAGAAACAACGAAAGGUAUGAAUGAAAGAAAAAAAAAAGUAAAGAACAAGUUCCAACACAUUUUCAUUACGAGAUGCAAGAUCGAUUGAUCGAUGUAUCGCAAGAACCGCUCGCCCAGUUGUAACUAACCUCAGAGCUGUUGUGAACAAUGGCGACACUUGGAGAGAAGUGACACUCCGACGAACAAAUGUGUUUUUACACUUUAACGGUUAAUCUUCUUUUGUAGAUAUUAAUUACGCUCGUUGGCUGGUAAGCCGGCAAGAAUCCGUGUUUUAGAAUGGCUUUGAACGCGAACGCGUUGUCCAGUGACAUAAGCCGAAGGAAUCCACAGGAUGAGUACGAGCUCAUUCAGAGGAUAGGCAGCGGAACGUACGGAGAUGUUUACAAGGCCAAAAGACUUUCCAUGAACGACCUCGCUGCAAUUAAGGUUAUUAAAUUGGAACCAGGGGAUGACUUUGCAAUAAUCCAGCAAGAAAUUUUAAUGAUGAAAGAUUGUAGACACUCUAAUAUUAUUGCCUAUUAUGGAAGUUACUUGAGGAGGGAUAAAUUAUGGAUUUGUAUGGAAUAUUGUGGAGGUGGUUCUUUGCAAGAUAUAUAUCACAUAACUGGACCAUUAUCGGAAAUACAAAUAGCAUACAUGUGCAGAGAAACUCUUUUGGGAUUGGCUUAUUUGCAUAGCAUGGGCAAAAUGCAUCGUGAUAUUAAAGGUGCCAAUAUAUUACUGACUGAAGCUGGUGACGUCAAAUUAGCUGAUUUUGGUGUAUCGGCGCAAAUUACUGCGACCAUUAACAAAAGGAAAAGUUUUAUUGGCACUCCUUAUUGGAUGGCACCUGAGGUUGCAGCUGUAGAAAGGAAGGGUGGUUAUAAUCAACUUUGUGAUAUUUGGGCAUGUGGAAUCACUGCAAUAGAAUUAGCUGAAUUGCAACCACCUAUGUUUGAUUUGCAUCCGAUGAGAGCGCUCUUUCUCAUGUCUAAAUCUGGUUUUAAACCGCCAACGUUGAAGGAUCGUGACAAAUGGAGCCCAACAUUCCAUAAUUUUGUAAAAGUUGCUCUAACUAAAAAUCCUAAAAAACGACCGACUGCUGAAAAAUUACUGCAGCAUGCAUUUUUUCAAGGAGAAAUGAGCAAACGUUUAGCUCUAGAAUUGUUGCAAAAAGUAUCGAAUCCUAGUCAUAUGUUUACUGAUUUAGAGGCAGAUGAAGAUGGAGCUGUACCUAAUGUUCCACAGAGGAUAGCAUCUCGUCAUACUGCGAGACCUAGACCAAAAAGUCCUAUACCACAAUUAGACAGCGACGAUCAAAUUAAUCUUGACGGAACGUUACAACGAGAUGCGAUUUCUUCUUCUGUGGACACUACUCCAUCUUGGGAUAUUAUGGAUAUUAUGAAUAAUGUCAAGUCUGUUCAUAACUGUGAUGUUCAUCCGGAUUGCGGUAUCGGAUCGGCGUUCGAAGACGUACAAGAAAAUACUGUUGGCGCUAGCGUUACAACAGAUACGACAGAUAGUAAAGAAUGUCAUCAAGGCAAUACAGGCACAGAGAUAUUUCAUAUGAGUUUAAGGAGUCUAUUGCAGUACAUUGAUGAGGAGUUGUUGCUAAGGGGGAAUGCAAUGUCGAUGGUUGGUGGGCAUUGCGACCAGCUAUAUUCCCUGCAAGCUACUCUUCCUCUUGGGGAGUCGUCGAAUGACUGUGAAGUGCAUUGUCCAUAUUAUAAUAUCUCGGGAUCGCAAGCGAGCCCUAGGCGUCACAGCUCUGUGGACGAGUUGUAUGGUCUAGUGAACAAUACUCAACCCUUAGCCAAUGUUAAUGGACAACGUCAACGAUCCCUUUCCGACAGUGGCCCUAGAGACGAAUCCCCUCGAUCAAAUGGUCAAAAUGAGAUGCCAGGCGAAGGAGACAGAGAAAGUAUGAGCCCAGACUUAUUGUCCGACACUCCUCCUGUUCCUCCAAGAAGAAGGGAUAGAAAACGCCAUACACCUCCCAGACCUAUCAGCAAUGGACUGCCACCAACGCCCAAAGUUCAUAUGGGUGCAUGUUUCUCAAAAGUAUUUAAUGGAUGUCCAUUGAGAAUACAUUGUACCGCGAGCUGGAUUCAUCCGGACACAAGAGAUCAGCAUUUGUUAAUCGCGGCGGAGGAAGGGAUUUACAAUUUAAAUCUAAAUGAACUUCAUGAAACCGCGAUUGAUCAGUUGUAUCCUAGACGUACGAUCUGGAUGUACGUUAUUAAGGAUGUUCUUAUGUCUUUAUCUGGAAAGACUCCCCAAUUGUAUAGACACGAUUUAUUAGCGAUGCAAAGCAAACAGACUCAUAGAUUUUCGUUGCAUAUGAAUAAAAUAUCUGAGAGAUUAGUACCUAGGAAAUUUGCUCUAACUACUAAAGUACCAGACACGAAAGGCUGUACCAAGUGUUGCGUAGGAAGGAAUCCAUAUAACGGGUAUAAAUAUUUAUGCGGUGCAAUGCCUACUGGAAUAUUUUUAAUGCAAUGGUAUGACCCUCUAAAUAAGUUUAUGCUAUUAAAGCAUUUCGAUUGCACAUUACCGACACCAUUAAACGUAUUCGAAAUUAUAAUCACUCCCGAAAUGGAGUAUCCAAUGGUGUGCGUGUCUGUGAAACAACCAUAUCAGCAGAACAAAUUGAAGUUGGAUUUGAUUAAUAUGAACUCGGGGGCAAGUUGGUUUCACAGUGAUGAAUUGGAAGAUAUGGAUGGUUCUGCUACUGUGAUACCAAGGAGAGAAAAUCUUCAUGUUAUCAAUGUUACACAACUAGAAAAAAAUGCAAUAUUAGUCUGUUAUGAUAACGUAGUAAAAGUGGUAACGCUUCAAGGAAAACCUAGAUCGAGCAGGAAGCACAUGUCAGAGUUACAUUUUAACUUUCAAAUUGAAUCCAUUAUUUGCUUACCAGACAGUGUGUUAGCAUUCCACAAGCAUGGCAUGCAAGGCAGAAGUUUCAAAAAUGGGGAAGUCACGCAAGAGAUUAGUGAUCCGAGUAGGACGUACAGAUUACUUGGAUCGGAUAAAGUUGUGAUGCUGGAGAGCCAUUUGGUUCAGUCAGGUACACUAACUGAAUCCGAGGGCGCAGACUUGUAUAUACUCGCUGGACACGAAGCCAGUUACUAAGUUAAAUACUUUCAACUAUAUAAAUGUGCAGAGGUAUAAUGGUGAAUCGCAAGUGACUUGUGAUUGCCACUGACUACGUGUGAAGUAAAAUGUGACUGAGAGAGGCAGUGGUCGAUGUUGGUAAGAGAAUUGUUAAUUAUCCUGUUUUAAAGUGCAUAACGAAUAAGAAAUCAGCGUGCAUCAACGUACACACAUACACAGUCGUCAUUCGUCACUGUUCUCCAUAUAGCCAUUGCUGUGUAAACUGGUUAUUUAUCUAGAGAGAAAGAGAAUUUUUUAACGAAGACAUUUCGAAUUGAUGAUCUUCGAGGUUCGAAUAAAGAUCAUGGUGGAACAGAUUAUUAGAAAGAAGCACGAUAUAUUUAAAGUAAUAAUCUGUAAAUCUCGCCCUGAUGCCUGGCAAAAUAAAGCUUAUAUAUCAAUCAGAACUUCACCCGAGAAAGUGCGUUUCUCACGAAAUUGAAUGAAUAUUCGCAAUUGAUAUUCUAGACAUUCGUUAUUAUAAUAAAUGUCUAGUAAACAGGAAGUAAAUGUCUAGUAGACACGAAACUUGAUUUUAAGCAAUAUUCUUCAUUUUUUUUUUUCUUUUUUUUCUAAUUCAUCUUCUCACACCCACGAGUUUCAAACACCGAGAACCACGCAUAUAUAAUCAUAUUUACUUGUAGAUACACGGAUACUUAUAUUUUUAGAAUAAUUUUUAGAUGAUAUAAAAGAAAUAUCCUUACAAUAUUGGAAAUAAAUUAAUUGUAUCAUUGUAAGCUUCUCGUCUAAACUUUGUACAAGUCAUAGGAUAUAUUUGCCAAAGGUAGUUUAAGUAGAUUAAUAUAUAUUCGAGCAAGUAAAACAGGAAGCAACAAAUACAACGAUUUAAAUACAAAUUAAUUACCGUGUGUAUAAAGGUAUAUUUAUCGAACGGCAGUCUCAGCAAAUAUAUUUUUCUUGCAUGAAUAAAAGAAAAGAGAGAAAAAAAAGAGAAGAAUGGAAAAGUGUAAAAUUGAAACGCGUGUAUUCGAUGCAAUACAAUGUCUCAUCUUCUUUUGUAUAAGUUUUACUUUGGUAGGCAUGUCGGGCCUUUGCGUCGAAGUUAUUUUAAUAAGACAUUGCGUUCAUCAGUGUCUCUAAUUUUGGAUGAUUGUACUAUAAAUAUAUACAGUAUAAAUUGCAGAGUAGUUUAUGACGGGGCAAUCAUAAAAUAUUUAUUUUAAGAAGUAUGUAUGAAAAAACGCUCUUAACGAUUAAUUCAUCGGAAAAACAAUCAUUUUUUUGUAGAUGUAGAUGUCACAUAAACCGUUUUAAAUGUGUGCACCGUGGAACGCUUUGUGUUACAUAUAAUUGCGAAGCUCCGUGAAUUUAAAAAAGGGAAAGAAAAAAAAAAUUAACGAGACUUCUACUCCGUAAUUUUCUUCUAAAAAAACGUAUGGCUUUGGUGGAUAUGUAUCACGAAUAUCCAAAAAAAAAAAAAAAAAAAAAAAAAACAAUUUCUUCGUAAUUGUACAUGAAUUCAAAGUUUAGGAGCACGAUGUGUCUAUAUAUACGUAUAAUACAUUUGAAUUUCAAUGGAAUUUAGCGUCUAUCACUUCUUCAAGAUAAUGACAUUAAGUGCAUUUUGUGUGAUGGGUAUCAAGACUGGGAGAAAUGCGAUUUCUCAUUUGUGAAAGACUUUCUUAACUGUGUAUAACAGGAGGGAGGGGAAGAGUGCUAGAUAAAAUAGAGCUUAAGGAUCAAUGCGAAUGUUAAACGGUGAAACGAGCAUUCAGUCUCGCUUUUUUCAAAUUAACUUCUAUUUAACAUUUGAGAUUUCUUUCAUCUUUUUUUUUUUAUGUCAUUUAACAUAGGCAACAUAUAGUAUCUUGCAGUUAUUGAAUUUCACUCGCGCUAGUUAGAAUGUUAGUAAUCAAUUGAUAUCAUGUGAUAUUUCUAUGGUUUCUUCUGUACAGUAGACAUGCAGGCUGAUACUGUAUAGCCUGCGUUUGCAAUGAACAACUACUUAAAAUAUUCAGAACAAUUAUUAUUUAUUUAUAUAGACUAAUAGACAUUUUAUUUGCACUGAAGAUUAUUUUUAACGAUUUGAUGUUUCCUUUUCUUUUUCUUUUGUUUAACGUAUCGUAACGCAAAGUAAAUGUUGAAACGACCAAUUUAAAUGCUUACAAGUGAAGAAGUUCACAUCUUCGCACGCGGUUAAUAAUAUAAACUAAAAGACACGUUAAGUAGAGUUUAAAUAUUUCGAUAUUAGUUAUAGUGAGUUCGAACAACCUUUUUUUUUUUUUUUUUUUUUUUGAAAAGAGGGAAUUAAUUUAAAGACUGCACGUUGCAGAGAAUAAUAGAUCUCACUGUGAGCGUUAUUUUAGUUCUUAUAAAAAAAAAAAGAGAAAUGGUCAGUUAUUAGUAGCAUUUAAACGAAUAAUUAAAAUUAAUCAAGGGCUAGUAGGGACAGUGAGUAAUAUUUCCUGAUUAAAAAAAAGAUUUUAGUAAUUUAUUGCGUAUUAUUGAGAAUUUAACUAGCUAAAUAAAGGUAAAGUAUUAAAGGGGAAAUUAGAAGUAGUUUCUAAUUUUUUACAUAGUUUAAAUUUUGCUUAUAGAAUUUUGUAAAUAGAAGUUUAUAUUUUAGUAUUAUUUAGUGUAUCGCAGAAUGUAAUUGCUAUUUAAAUUGGACAUAAUUUGGCCAAGUUAACGAAAUAUAUCAGGGCCAUUAAGAAUUGAUUGUCAGGUUGAAAAUGAUGUCUGAAUUUGACAGUAAGUCGUUUAGUAUCUAGCAAGUAUCUGGCACUUUUCCAUCCGUUGUCGAUAGCUUGCAAACCAAAGCAAUUGAUUUGCAGUGGCGAGAAUAAUAUGUAAAUUGAGCUAGGAAGGAUUGACAGAGUAAAAUUAUCUUGAAAAUGUUGAAAUAUUUUGGUAUUUUAUAUGAAGAUUCACUGUGUAAAUAGAGAGUAGGAUUACUAAAGAAAGUAUUACGCUAUGAAAAAUUUACUAUAAUACUGUCAUUUAUAGUUGAUAAUAUUUGACUGCUUGUUUUAACAAUUCUGUUAUAUGAAACAUGUUGUAUAUAUAUUGCCCAGCGGCGUAAGUAAUUUGAGAAAUUUUAUCGCGAGUUUGAUUUCUCUUGUUUGAGGAAUUUUUACUCACUAAAAAGCUUUACUUUAAAUUAAACGACGACAAAACGUUUGAAUCAUAUGUGGUGGCUGUAAAGUAUUGAAAUUUGUACCACUUGCGUUGUAAGAUAUAGCUAAAUUAUGCUUGAAACACGCUGACAGUCUGUUAAAUGAAAAGAAUUGAAAUGAUCAUAUGUUCAAGGUAUGUCCAAGAUAGUUUCCGUUUUAAAUGUCACUCUUGUCUUGUGCAUCGCCUUUAUCACUUUCUACUUAUAUUUCAAACGUUCCAUUCCAUGCGAUAAAGUCUAGUGAUCGUUAAUUGCUUUAAAUCUUAUCGUUUUAAAUCGUAUGUCUCAACUGAAUUGACAAAGAUGAUCCUUGAAUUAUCUACAAUACCAAUAAGUUUUUUUUUAAAUGAGGAGAAUAUAUACAGACACAUAGCUUUAAAGACAAGAGAGAUGUUUCUUCAGGGAAUAAGAUUCAGGUUUAUGCAUUGGUAUACUUACACGUUUGCGUCAGCAGUUUAGUCAUGCUAAUUACAAUCAGUGCUUGAGCAAUCAGACACGAAUUGUUUAAUCAAAUUGUACACAAACAACGCAAACGGAGACGUCUAGUAGAAUGUUAAUCGUGUAAAUUGGUAGGACUUAUAAAGGAAAGGUAAUAUAAAGCAAUGUCUUCCUUGUAUCUGCUACUAAGCAUGUACUGUUAGAAGAUAUUGAGUGCAGUUGCAACAUUUGGCAUUUAAAUGAAAUUUUCCUACGUUGUAAUCAUGCUUGUUGUUUCAUUGAAAUUAUUAAUUAUUUCUCGUCGAUUGUUAUUCGGUAUAUAAAUAUUCGUAACAGUUUUUUUUUUUUUUGUACAGAUUUGUAAACGUUCGAGUGCUCCUUGUUGAACAAUUGUUUUGGAAUUUUACAGUAUAGGUAUAAUUGCUCUUUGUGUUCACGUAAUCGGUAUGCUCUCAUAUACUUUGAAGAUAAUUUUCGGGCAAAUGUAUAAUCGUGUGAUAUAGAUUACUAGAA
Molecule: messenger RNA, 8208 nt
Organism: Frieseomelitta varia
Lineage: Eukaryota; Metazoa; Arthropoda; Insecta; Hymenoptera; Apidae
Gene: hppy
Product: mitogen-activated protein kinase kinase kinase kinase 5
Exons: 21
Coding region: 1266-4100 (944 amino acids)
Biological process (GO): protein phosphorylation
Molecular function (GO): MAP kinase kinase kinase kinase activity; ATP binding
Source: RefSeq, a predicted model, not a curated record